This is a messenger RNA of Selaginella moellendorffii, 825 nucleotides long. RefSeq names its product chaperone protein DnaJ. The record is from RefSeq and is a predicted model, not a curated record. The transcript has 5 exons. The coding region runs from base 1 to 744 and encodes 247 amino acids. NCBI's taxonomy places the organism in Eukaryota, Viridiplantae, Streptophyta, Lycopodiopsida, Selaginellales, Selaginellaceae.
AUGGCGGCAGCGUUCUCUCUCUCUCCGACCGCCCUGCGCGUCGGCCUCCGGCGGUGGCGUCCCGGCGCCACGAUUAAAUCCGCUAGGAGCAGCAAGAAUGUGUUGUUGCGGCCAAGGAUCGCGCAAUGGCGAGCUCUCGGCGGCAGUGCGGUGCCGGGAUGGAAUGCCAAGGAAUCGCCCUACGAUGUUCUUGAUUGCAAUGAAGAAGGAAUCAAGUCUGCCUAUCGCCGCUUGGCGAAGCUCUAUCAUCCAGACGUGUACAGUGGAGAUACCCAGCUACUGGAAGAUGAAACCGUGGAGGGAAGAUUUAUAAAAAUCCAGGCCGCGUACGAGCUCCUCACAAAUCAAGAAGCUCGUCGGAGCUACGACUAUGACAACAGAAGUGAUCCCAUGAAGGCUUCCAAGGCUUGGAUGGAAUGGUUUAUCAAGAAGAAGCAAGCAUAUGAGCAGAGAGGAGAUCUGGCUGUGACUUUGUGGGCACAACAGCAGCAAAGAGAGAUGAAUCUCAAAGCCCGUCAGCUUGCACGACACAAGAUGGAUCCGGAGGAGGAAAAGCGGAUAAUCGCGAAAGAGAAGCAAGCCUCCACGAUCAACUUCGAGACCACUCUCAAGCGGCAUACUUUGGUGCUGAAGAAACGAGACAUCGAGAGGCGACGAAGCGAAGAAGAGGCUGCCAAGAACAAGCUUGUGCAGCAACUUCUCGCGUCCGAGGGCCUCGAGCUAGACGAUGGAAAAGAAGAUUAGUUUUACUCUCUACCAGGUACCUUCGCGCCAUUUAAAUCUUUGAACUUUGGAGCAUCGCAGGAUGCCAUGGGAUCGCUCCAA